UUCUGUUUUGUGCAUAACAAUCUACACUUAUUGUGCUGUUGUUUGUUCUUACUUGGAUUUAUGUAUAUGUAAUCUAAAAGAGUCAUUUAACCAGGGAAUGAACGUUCCCCGAUAGAACUUAAUGAGAAUACAUAACACUCAGCUAUUUAUUCUCUAACGUGACAAGCGAUUUUAACUAAUAUGGAUCAAACUUUAUGAUGAGCAAUCUAAAUGUGACAUCAGUUUACAGAGUUUUUAAUCACACGUUUACCGGAGAAAAUUAUGCUGCAAAUUUUUUCGCAUUUAAGUCAUCCAGAAUUGUGUAAUAUUGCACGUGUUUGCAAAAUGUGGCGUCGUCUAGCAUAUGAUCAUUCAUUGUGGCAAUCACUUAAUUUACGACCGGAAUAUGGUGGGAUAUUUGUGAGAUCAAUUGAUGAGCUGCUAAAUCUUAUUCAUCAUAGAUCUGGAAGUGGUUUAAGACACAUCGAAUUAUCCAGUGAUUUAGUCACUAUACCAGUUUUAGAAGAACUUGGAAAUCGAUGUCCAAAUCUUCGUUAUUUAACUCUUGACUUUUCUAAUGCUAUGCAACUACACGAUUUCAAUGAAUUAGCUUCAUUCCCAUCAUCAAUUAAAUAUUUAUGCAUUUGUUUAAGUGAUGUAAUAUUUAUGGAAGGUUUAAUGCGAAAAAUUUAUUCGUGUUUAUCAGCAGUUGAAAUUUUGCAUUUAAUUGGAACAUUUGAAUUAGCUACAGAGGAAGAAGAAGAAAUUUAUGAAGUCAUCAAUAUAAGUAAAAUUAAAGCUCAUACACCUAAUUUACGUGUUGUCAAUUUAUUCGGUAUCAAUUUCAUUGAAGAUAGUCAUGUGGAAUUAUUGGCCAGCAAUUGUAUACAUUUGGAAUGUGUUGCGCUGAAUUUUUGUUUAAAUGUUAAAGGUUCAUCAUUUACAUUGUUGAUUGCAAAUUGCAAAAAGUUGACAACUUUACUUUUAGAACAUUGUGGCCUUAAAGAUGAAUUUAUGAUGGCCGUACCUUGGGAAAACUCUGGAAUCUGUGAACUUGAUAUAACAUCUACAGAAUUAUCUGCUGAAUGCCUUGAAAAUUUCUUAACACGUAUACCAUAUUUUACUUACCUAGCAGCCGGUCAUACAGAUUUUUUUACUGACCAUAUACUGAAUACGCUUUGUGACAGUGGUAAAUUUAAACAAAUCAAAGCUAUUGAUUUGAGUCACACACCAGCACUUGGUGAACAGUCUAUAACAAAUCUUCUUAAGCUUCAUGGCCAUCAGUUACAUGGUCUUAUGCUGCAUGGCAAAGCCGCUUUAGCAGAAUAUUUUUGGACUACUGUCAUCCCUUAUCUUGGUGCAGUAAGGGUUUGUGUUCUUGGAGCGUCACAUGGUUGGUUUUUCAAAUACAACACACGCGUUCAUAUUGACAAAAUUUUGGAAAGUUUUGCUGGAUUUUGCCCACAUUUAGAAGCAUUAGAAAUACAAUGGGAUCCAGAUACUAUUCGUUUUAGUGACAAAAGUAGAAAGUUCAUUGAUAGAAUUCGAAUCAAAUGCCCUCGAUUAAAGUCUUUAACUCUUAGUGAUGGGAAAUAUUAUGAAAUGGUUAAAGGGAAUUUCGAAAGAGCAGAAUGUCCACGAGUAGUACGCACUACAACAACGUACAUUACAAGUAUCAUUAGCUUACUGAGACGUUAUAAAGAUUUGAGAUUUAAUUAGUGCCAUAAAUUUCGCACAGAAUCUUAUACAAUGCAGAGAAAUAAUAAAGUAAAUAUUUAUUCAAUGAAACAACUCAUUAAAAGUAAUUACUUAGAAUUUUCAAUUGGUGACGCAGAAAACUACAAAUCUUAUAGUGCAACCAAUAUGAAAUAACAUCUAAAUUUGUAUAUUGUUAGUUUGUCAAUAUUUUGAAAUCUGUUAUCGUGGAACAGACCAAUCUGUGCAAUCUCACAUUUUAUAAUAUGACUUUAUAUGCAGUUUGUUUUUAUUUUCAUUUAAGUGUAAUGUUUUUCUUCGGAAGUAAAUAUAACUUUGUAUUUUGUAGAAAUAUAUUUUAAAUAGGUUUAACACUGAAUAAAAAUAUUUAACAAUAAA
Schistosoma turkestanicum is the source of this 2073-nucleotide messenger RNA. Lineage: Eukaryota; Metazoa; Platyhelminthes; Trematoda; Strigeidida; Schistosomatidae. The record is from the annotation of a GenBank genome assembly.